AUGGAUUGGGGCUCACUUGUCAAAACAUCCGAGUUUAGGAGAUUCAUGUUUUUCAUUUCAGUAGUCACUGUUGGAGGUCUGAGUCCUGUUGCCUACAAAAUCUAUACUGAAGUGAAGAACAUGCCGGGAAAGAGUUUUUUCUUGUACAGAAGAAAAUGUCUGGAAUCGGAUCCGAAUGAAACACAAGAUCCUCUCAAUCCAGAACAUUAUUUAGAAGAACGAAAAAAUAGUAAAUAUAUGAUGAUGAUUAAGGACUUUAAUUUGGAGAUAUCGAAGAUGGUACUCCCUGCAUUUGUGGGAUGUGUGGCUGGAUUAUCAUUAUACAGAUUUUAUUUUCUGAGGAGAAUUAAGAGCUCUCAACCAGGAAAAGUGUUAGUAAUUUAUAGAAAAUUUGAAGGACCCAAGCAAGGAGAUAAUGAUAUAAUUCGAACAUUGUAUACCAUUCCAGAUAACCAGCCAUUUCCAGUUGGAAAAUUCAUUUAUCCUUGGCAACAUGUUGGAUAUGUAACAGAAGAGAAGAUUAAUUUAAAACUUGAAGACUUUAAAGUUUUCUCAAAAGAUGGAAAAGAAAUUCAAAUAACUUUAGAUUUAAUUGUUGGAGUUUCUGAAAAGGACGUAACACUUUCAUUGUAUAGAGCUUCUGCUUAUUUGAUUGAUUUAACGGCAGAGCAAAUUAAAGAACGAGCACUGGAGUCUGUACAAGGUGGACUCAUCAAUAAUAUUAAGGAUUAUAGCUACAGCGAUAUUGCAGGAAACAUUGUCGAUUUCAAUUAUUAUGUAACACAAAUCGUAACAUGGUAUCUCAAAUAUUUGGGUCUAAUAGUUCACAAAGCCUCACUGAUUCAUAUUAAAACACCAGAUGGAGACAUUGAUAUUCCCAUCACCAACCUGAAAUAA
Naegleria fowleri is the source of this 897-nucleotide messenger RNA. RefSeq lists its product as uncharacterized. Bases 1 to 897 code for a protein of 298 amino acids. NCBI's taxonomy places the organism in Eukaryota, Heterolobosea, Eutetramitea, Acrasida, Naegleriidae. The record is from RefSeq and is a predicted model, not a curated record. The transcript has 2 exons.